This is a messenger RNA of Syngnathus typhle (broad-nosed pipefish), 1127 nucleotides long. Its product is annotated as zymogen granule membrane protein 16-like. The record is from RefSeq and is a predicted model, not a curated record. The transcript has 4 exons. The coding region runs from base 384 to 899 and encodes 171 amino acids. Lineage: Eukaryota; Metazoa; Chordata; Actinopteri; Syngnathiformes; Syngnathidae.
UAGGUUAUGUCAUAUUUAAAAGACAUGUCAACGCCACCCAAUAGGUGUAAGCAAAGCAGGUUCUACAUGAACAUAGCUGACGAAGAGUUAAAAAAAUAAAUAACAUUGAAGUCACAAGCACCUCCUCCACUCACUCAUCUGCGUCUCGACAUCAACUUGAAGGAAGUGCGAAAAGUUUUCUCUUUAGAUAAACUGCCAAAAAUAGUCAUUCUGAUUUUAAUCUGAUGGACUAAUGCUGGAACUUCCUGAUCGGGAAUACUUGUUUUAUCUGUCAGCUUGAUCAAAAUAUCGGUUUAUGAAUUCCUGCCGAGACAAACAAACAAAAUUGUGAUUGUUUUAAGGUAUCCUCCAAUUUCUGAGAAAAUUACCAAACAAACAACAGAAUGAUUCUUCUGGUCUUUAUUGCACUUCUCUCCGGAACUGCUUUGGCUGACGUCUGGCAUGACGCUCAGUCCUACUCGUUCUCGCAACAAAUUGGCACAGGACAAGGCCUCUCGUAUGCCAUCACCGGAACCGGACGGAUUACAGGUGUCCGAGUAUGGGAGGCCAACAAUAAUUUCAUUUACGGCUUCCAACUUCGCUACGGCUACACCUGGACCGAUGUGACGGGCCUCGAGUUUGGACAUAAACAGGAGAUAAUAUUGUUUGACGACGAGGCCAUUGUGGCCAUCUGGGGAAAAUAUGCAUUCUACAUUCAGUCGGUGGUGUUCACCACCAACCUGGGUCGUUCGCUCUUUGCGGGCAGGCCGGUAGGGCACUCGUUCAACAUGUACCCGGCAGACGAGAACGCCGAAUUACGCUUCAUCAGCGGUCGGUUCCAAGGGGCCAUCACCUCCUUGGGGGCACACUGGGCCAUUGUUACCGAUCCGUAUAGAAGGAAUGGAAAAUACUUGCAAUGAAUCUAUCAUCUGUGAAGACAAUAAAGCAUUCUCGCCAUCGUUAUUUUACAUCUUAAAUCUCUGUCCAAAGUGAAAUAGGGAACGUUGUUGCAUUUAAUUGUGUGCGUCGUUUGGUUGAGUGCUUUCUUGAAUGCCAGUAAGUUGCCAUUUAUCAUUGUGUGCUUUUUAAAUGAAUAAACGAUACGUGCAUGAUUUGAAAAAGAAAUAAAAAUGGCUGACAAAAUACAA